AUGACAACCGGCGGUGUCCUGGAGCGGAUUCAGAGACUCGAGAAGGAACAAAUUUGUGAGAAAAUUUCAUUCAUUGAAAACGGUCAUCUUACACAAGAAGGAGAUGAAAUAAUUUUUGUGUGCAAUGAGGGCUAUGUGUUAGUUGGAGAGAAAGUUUUAAGAUGCACGUGGAAUGGAAAAUGGAGUGGCGCACAACCACAAUGCAAAGCAAACAACACGGAACCUAUUGGCCUUGAUCUUGAGGAAGAAUCGCAAGCUGAUACAUAUUCUGUCUUCGACCCGAAUGAGAGUCUUACCAGCGGCUCAAGCGGCAAAAGCCUCGAAGAGGCAGAGUUGCCGUACGACGAUUUAUUCAAGGACUCUGAGGACUGCGGUCCUAAGGUUCUCGACGGCGUUGCUAAACGUAUUAACAGCUCGUGUACUAAGAAACCUGCUAAAGAGCAAUUUCAGAGUAUUCAACGGAAAUACUUGCGACCGGAGAAUUGUGAGUUUUUAAAAGCUCCUAGAGUCAAUCGAGAACUGUGGGACGAUUUACACGAUAAAACCAAGUCACCGGAAGUUUUUUUUCAGGCGUUUCAAAGGAAUUUGAUCAAAGGAGUCAUUCCGGUAAUUAUGCUGACCAAUAAAAUGGUCAACGCCAAGAAAGAUAAAAAGGAUACUAUUGCGGUAUCGGAUGUCUACGAUUUGGCUGUCGACGCUCUAACACUUCUUGGUAAUUCAGUUUACGAAUUCUUAAUGAAGAGACGGGAAUCUCUCAAAUCUGAAGUGGCGCCAGCUUACAAAUCAUUAUGUCAUGAAUCGCAGCCUAUAACAACGAUGCUCUUCGAGCGAAUUUCUAACUGA
Dendronephthya gigantea is the source of this 843-nucleotide messenger RNA. RefSeq lists its product as uncharacterized. The record is from RefSeq and is a predicted model, not a curated record. NCBI's taxonomy places the organism in Eukaryota, Metazoa, Cnidaria, Anthozoa, Malacalcyonacea, Nephtheidae. The transcript has 3 exons. The coding region runs from base 1 to 843 and encodes 280 amino acids.